This is a messenger RNA of Volvox carteri f. nagariensis, 363 nucleotides long. RefSeq lists its product as uncharacterized. Bases 1 to 363 code for a protein of 120 amino acids. The transcript is spliced from 2 exons. Lineage: Eukaryota; Viridiplantae; Chlorophyta; Chlorophyceae; Chlamydomonadales; Volvocaceae. The record is from RefSeq and is a predicted model, not a curated record.
AUGGCAUGUAUAACUAUGGAUCCACCACAUGUGGUUAAUACUGGGGUAUCUUGUGCGGCCUGCUGCAAUGUUGCACCGGGCAAGCUGCUGCGCUGCGCGGCCUGCGACAGUGCAUGGUACUGUAACCAGGAAUGCCAGCGAAAGCACUUCAAGGAGCACAAAGCAUUGUGCCGCGCAUUGAGGCUAUUCCAUUCCUUGCAGACGCCAGCAGCGGCACCGCAUGCGACCACCACGGAAGCGCCGCCGCCGUGCAACUGCCGGCCGCCGCUGCCGCUGCCGCCAGCGGCGGCGGCAGCGGCCUUAGCUGCUGCCCCCACUGCCAUUGGGGCUGGGUGUGUGACGAGCAUCGUACUGCCUACCUGA